AUGGUCGUGCCGGCAGAGAGAGGGUAUUACCGCUUUGUGGUUCUCUUCUUCAACUGCAUGCUCACCUUUGGCUCCUAUUUCUGCUUUGACAUUCCCAGCGUUCUGCAGGACCAAUUCCAAGGGAACCUGACAUGUAAUGGUACUCAGCCAAAUGGCACGCACAGAAAUGGUAGCACUGGCUGUGUGGAGGGGCUGGGCAUGACUCCAGAACAAUAUAAUCUGCUGUACGCUAUAUACGCCUGGACUAAUGCCUUGGUUGUGAUCCUGGCUGGAUUCCUAAUCGACAAACUAGGGAACAGAUUUGGGCUUUUCCUGUUUUCCUUCCUGACUGUCCUGGGCUCUUCCAUUUUUGCGCUGGGAUCGCACUUUAAAGGAACCCCCUACUUGCUACCUCUGAUGUUAACUGGACGCUUGUUGUUUGGCUCUGGGAAUGGAUCACUGACAAUUGUACAGAAUCGUAUCACAGCCUUUUGGUUCAGAGGCAAAGAGCUGGCACUGGCCUUUGGUCUGACCCUAUCAUUCUCCCGCUUGGGUAGUGUUCUCAACUUCUUCCUCACCCAGAGGUUUGAAGAACACUUUGGAAUCCAGUGGACGCUUUGGGGAGGAACCAUUUUAUGUGUCCUGGGUUUCUGUUCUGCUGUUACUGUCAGUGUAUUAGAUAAAAUGGGCAUGAAACAGUUGGGUCUUGAUGGAGCCAUCCAAGAAGAGUCCAAGAAAGUUCGAGUGCAGGACAUUCGGCAAUUACCUCUACGAUACUGGCUGCUGGUCCUCACCAUCAUGUUCUUCUAUAAUGGUGUCUUUCCAUUUGUGGCAGAUGCCAGCAAAUUCAUUCAGGACAAAUACCCAGGAUACGACCAGCAGACGGCAUCCUAUAUUGCAGGAGCUGUGUAUGACAGUUCUCUGGUACUAUCGGCAAUUGUGGGGAUACUGAUUGACUAUGUUGGCAUGAGAGGGAUCCUGGCUGUCCUCUGUGCAGUCCUGACGUUGCCAGUCUUUGCUCUCCUGGCUUUUACCUUCGUUCCUCCGCUGGUCUCCACCCUGUGGCUUGGGGUGACAUAUUCCUUUGCUGCGGCCAGCAUGUGGCCCUCUAUCCCUCUUGUGGUCCCACAAGCUACCCUUGGAACAGCCAUGGGCCUGGCUACCUCUGUGCAGAUGAUUGGUAUUGGACUUUCUAAUCUUAUUGUUGGCAGAAUCCUUGGAACUAAAUCCAGUGAAUCUAAGAUCCCAUUGUGGCGCUGGCAGCAGAUGAUGAUAUUCAUGUUGGCAAAUACCAUUGGUUGUAUAGUGACGUCUGUGUCCUUAAACAUAGUGGAUAAGAAACAGGGAGGCACACUGAACAAGACGUCAAAGCGAAGACCUCAGGCGGAGCCCGAAUCCAGAGAUGAAGCUGACAGAACACCUAUCCUGAAUGACGAGGAUGACCGCAGCUCUAUCAACUAA
Molecule: messenger RNA, 1440 nt
Organism: Staurois parvus
Lineage: Eukaryota; Metazoa; Chordata; Amphibia; Anura; Ranidae
Source: the annotation of a GenBank genome assembly